UCCUUUCCUGUGUUUGUGGUUGUGGAAGCCCCCCUUCGAGGGGCCUGAAGUUUGAAGAGCAGCCGCGGGUGGCUGGUCUAACGCAGUCUCUUUGAUUCCUGCACAAAUGUAAAUGAACGUUCCCACUGUAACUUGUACGUUUGGCGUGAGGCUUGGGGAGUCUGGGGAGCUUUACAAUUAAAGUGAAGGAAGCUGAAAGGCAGUGGAGCUGUUCGGGGGUUGAGUCCAACCCCCCCUCAGGUUAAUGAUAUUUCCAGCCUGCAGCCCUGCGUUCAGAACGGGAAGAGGUUUUUGCGGUAACACGAGGGGACACGAAAUCUAGGAGGCUUUCUCUGUCACAGGCGGCGUCAGCUGGACUUUUUGCAACUUAAGACCAGAAAUGGUUGGUAGCUUGGACUUGCCAAAUGUAAUAGACGGAGAUCCUCUGGAUAUGAGCUGCACCAGGACUGAUAGAGGACUCGAUAGCCCGGACUCUGGUCUACCCCCGAGUCCGAGCCCAAGCGCCUGGUUGCAGCCCGUGGGUGCAGAGAAAGCCGGUGGUGUGAACCUGGUGUCUGAGGAAGAAGGAAGGGCCUCUCUGAUCUCAGCUUCAACAAGUGGAAAUCUCCCACAACUGCAGCCUCUAUCCUUUGGAGAAGGCAUAGCCCUUGAUUUGCUACCAUCAAAAGAACUGAGAUACACGUCAUUCGUGAACUAUGACUCAGAACGUCACUUCAUCCAAAAUGUGGCCCUCCAGCCGAGGGGCCAGGGCCUCCAACACUGCCAGCAGACAAUUGUGGCUUUACCGCACAGUACGUGGCGUCACUACAAGACCCAGCUGGACUUCCAGCCCCGCCAUCGACCCAACCGCUACAGGAGCACCACGAUCAUCUACCCCAAGACAACUAGCACAGUCUACAUAACGGAGCUGAACUACGACUCCCAUCGACUGUCCAGGCGCUUCUUGUCCAGCGUGGAGCUGGAGGUGGCUGGGAGCAGGAGGCUACUUCAGUGAAGGAGGAGGAGAUUAGAGGGCCAUCCUGUCCUGAUGUGCCCACUUAAGUUGCACUGAAAGUCAGUUCAAGCUCACUUUUUUUUUUUUUUUGCUUCUCAUCUCAAACAGAAACAUCUAUAGACUUGGUAAUCGUUUCUCUGGCCUAUUUUUUUGUUUAUAGCCCACCUGAGUGGUAGUUUCUGGGCUGGAGGUCAUCAUCAAGACCUCCUCCUCUUUGGGCUUUUUAAAAUGCAUCACUGAAACCUGAACAUCUACCGAAUGCUGUUAUUGUUGUAGUCUUUUAUCAGAUGUUUUUUGUGCUCCUGCUUGAUCAGAGAGUGGAACUUAUUUCUGGGAUGCGUUUGCUUUUGACGUUUAAUGUUGAUGCUAGCCACCGACCUGCUGUGGUGUUUGUGCAGCUUCCUUUUAGUUGCUGUCCAAAACUGUGGAUAGGAUGGAUCUGCUCUGGUACAGCAAAGAUGAGAAUUGAUUUUUACAAAGUUGACCUUUUAUGUAUUUGUAGCCCGGUAGGUUUAUUGAAAGUACUAUUAAGUGUGCUCCUUUAUUCUGUGAGAAGAUAUUUUUAUCUGGGGACAGAUCUGAACCAAAAUGAGUCGUUUCCGUUAGCACAACCGCUAGCAUCUGGUCAAGCACUCAAAGCAUUUUAAUUUCUUUGAAGAUUCAUUACCUUUUUAAAGAUGCAUCAGGGCUUUUAAUUGGUCUAUGUGUCAAUCUAAGUAGUUUUGACAUGAGAGGGGUGUUGAACAGGUUGCAUUGGAGUUGAUGGGUAAUGGAUGAGAUCCACUUUCUUUGUAGGUGAAAUUCUUUUCCAAGACUUGCAGGUUGUUAAUCUUUCCUUAUUUGCAGAGUAUUGUCAAUGGUGUAAUGCAGCGCUCUUCCAUCCCUCUUUAUAAACAGUAAUCUGCACAUCCAUUUCAUGUGAUGUAAAUCUAUGAAGAUGUUUGUUUUCAGUGUGUAAAUUUAGAUUAACCAGGUAGCACAAAUGGCACCCGUUUUAGGUAUUUACUAAUAAUGGCAUAAAUCACUGGCUUAUGACAUUCCACUACUAAUUGUGGUGUGAUUUUUUUUUUUAUUUAUUCUGCGUGAGUUUUUAAAAAUGAAUUAACAUGCUCUUUCCAUUGUCGUUCAUUUUAUUUUGAAAUGCCUUCUGUGCCUUAUUCAUUUCCAUCACUUGGUUGAUGUCUGAAUAAAAUAAACACUUAUUGAAUAAAUGAAA
Molecule: messenger RNA, 2210 nt
Organism: Poecilia latipinna (sailfin molly)
Lineage: Eukaryota; Metazoa; Chordata; Actinopteri; Cyprinodontiformes; Poeciliidae
Gene: rflnb
Product: refilin B
Exons: 3
Coding region: 380-994 (204 amino acids)
Biological process (GO): skeletal system morphogenesis; negative regulation of bone mineralization involved in bone maturation; actin filament bundle organization
Cellular component (GO): actin filament bundle
Molecular function (GO): filamin binding
Source: RefSeq, a predicted model, not a curated record